This is a messenger RNA of Stegastes partitus (bicolor damselfish), 2185 nucleotides long. RefSeq names its product membrane-spanning 4-domains subfamily A member 12-like. Lineage: Eukaryota; Metazoa; Chordata; Actinopteri; Pomacentridae. The coding region runs from base 426 to 1043 and encodes 205 amino acids. Gene Ontology annotation, cellular component: membrane. The record is from RefSeq and is a predicted model, not a curated record. The transcript is spliced from 7 exons.
CUUAUAGAGCAGCAGGGUUACUUACCCUGACAAAAAAGCCUGUGCAGUCUCUGGAUGGCACCGGGAGGGUCUGAGUGUCACACCGAGCGAACGGCGCCGCUUCGCUGUCCGUUAGAUGAACUUUAAACGGUAAAAAUCCCGACAACAAAAUGAUUUCUGGAAUGCACGAAACUAGGAGAGGAAGCGAAGGAGGAGCUCUGCUGGAUUUCAUCCAAAGGCACAGAGCAGCCCCUCUCUCUCUCUCUCUCUCUCUCUCUCUCUCUCUGUCUUUCUGUCUCUCUCUCUCCAGUAAACACAUUCCCUCACGCAGCGCUCUCUGGGAAACGAGAAGCUCUGGAGGCGCGUCAAGCACCAGAAGUGCUCAACAGAAGACAUAACUUGUAAGGAAGGAUAAACCUAAUAACUUUUAGUGAGAAAACAAGGUGAUGGCAGUGUCGGUCUCCAGGGAUCUAACAGUUCAGGUGCUGGAAGAUGUGAAUACUGUCAAGCUGACUGACAGACAACAGGCACUGCGAGCUGCUAUCCAGAGAGGAGAGCCCAAAUGUCUGGGGGUGAGUCAGGUGAUGCUGGGCUUGAUGGUCAUGUCGUACUCCAUUCCUCUGCACUUCACUGAGCUCACUGAGGUGGUCAGUCUGGGAGUUCCCUGGUGGAGCGGCCUGAUGUUCAUCACAGCAGGAGUGGCUGCCAUCGUCCUGGACAAACACUGCACCAUGAAGUUUCUGCAGGUGUGUUUGAUGGUGACUGUGGUGUCCGUUGUGCUGUCAGUGGUGGCUGUGAUCAUCUACUCUGUGGACAUGGAAAAGCAUCCUGAGGUGCCCUGUGUCAAGACGAUACACGACAGCUGCAACGACAGACACUACGCCACGAGACUGAGCAGAGGGUUGAAGUCAUCUCUCCUUGUCUUCACUCUGGCCCAGACUAUCAUCUCUGCCGUUCUCUGCUUCCUUCUCUUCAGACAGAGACACAGCUUCGGGCAGUAUGCUUCUCUCACUCAAGCUGCUCCAACUACCCCAACAACUGUUAUACCCCCUGACUUCAACUGAUCAAUCACUGGACCAACAGUCACCAAGGAGACAGAUCACUUCUCAUUAAGAUGAUUCACGUGUUGUGUUAAGACCUAAUCAUUCAUCGUCUUGAAUUUUUUUCUAUUUACUUGUAUCUAUGACUUAUUCACUGUCCUACCUGGCAUGUCGACACCAGGUUUUUUUCAUCGGUGUCGAUCACUGUCAUCAUUUCAGUCGAAUGGUUCAAACCUUGAACCAAUGAACACCUGACCUGUAAUAAAUACAUUUAAAAAAGAAGCAAAUGAUGGCAGGAACCAUACCUAAACACUGUUUAAGUAUGACAUGAUGACGAAUGUAUUGAAUGUGACACAAGAUAAAUGCUUCCCAAUAAUGCAGCCAACUUUCUGGGCCGAAGAGGCUUUAAAGUGUAGCAGUGUGCAGGAAGUGGCUGCAGGUGCACAGUGUACCCGGGUCACAGAUGGCAAGGUCAGGAAGAGCCUGUCAUGUACCCCACAUAACUGAUUAUAUAAGUAGCCAUCUUUUACAACACACCUGAACCGUCUUCAAGUAAAACAUGCUUUAAAAGUUGUGUAGAGAUCAAGUGUAACUGUGCAUUCUGCCAGUUCAGCAUUUUGGUUAGCCGAUUCACAAAAAUCUUGUCAAAAAGCUUACAGAGCACUUAAAGCAGUCACAGAAGUUAAAAUCUAACUUGAAAUCUCGACCAAAAUCCACCAAAGAAAAAGAAAAUAGAGCCGUCUCUUGCAAUUGUGAUUUUUGUAUCUCGUAACUGUGAGAAAAAUUGUGAAAAAAGAACUCACAGUUGAAAGAUCCUGAUUUUGUAAUCAUGUGAAAAGGACGGGCAAGCAACAAGAAUGUUCCCCAAACUGCAUGAGCAAGAAGCCUCACCGCAUCUAAGGAAGAAGCUUUAGUUUGAGAGGAAGACACUUUGUUGUUCCCACGGACACACAAACCCUCUCGUGGCCUAUUGCAGCCUUUUGUCCUCACAAUGUUUGACCAGGAGCAUAUAAAGUAUCGUGCACUGUUGUAUUUGUUUGACACCAUGUUCACGUAGUACUAUAAAAAAAUAUAUAUUCAUGCAUUUUGUACUAACUAUGACAAUACUUACUAUUGUUGUUUAUUUUAUACAAAAUAAAAUCAUAUGUUCAUAAAUAUGAAUGAAA